Caenorhabditis remanei is the source of this 411-nucleotide messenger RNA. RefSeq lists its product as uncharacterized. NCBI's taxonomy places the organism in Eukaryota, Metazoa, Nematoda, Chromadorea, Rhabditida, Rhabditidae. The coding region runs from base 1 to 411 and encodes 136 amino acids. The record is from RefSeq and is a predicted model, not a curated record. The transcript is spliced from 5 exons.
AUGUUUCCAUCAACUACAAGUCAUAAACCUCCGAUUUAUUUAGUGGAGCCAGUUGACGAAUCAGAAGAUCAUUUGACUUUUUUCGUUGGAAUUUUUAUGUUGAUGAUUAUCGCGUUGGCAUUUUCAAUUGGUUUGAGCAAAAUGACUAAACCAAAAGUUUCAAUAAGUCGUUACAACACUUCUAAUUCUUCAUACGAUAUUCUGAUGUGGCUUUCAAGCAAUCCAACAAACAGAUCUUCAAUGCUUCUUCUUCUCCGAUCAAUGUGCCGCACUCCAGCUACUCCGGACAGCAGUGUCUCUGUUGUUUCUUCAAAUAUCCCACUACUUCCUUCCUAUCAACGUGCCAGUCAAUCGACUUCUGCCAACACUCCACCGCCUCCGUAUUCUGCCACGUCUUCUCUGGUCACUUGA